AUGGGGUCCACGCCGAGGAGAUUAAAGAAUUUUCCGGCGAGAAAAGGAUCGACGACCACAAACUACAGAAGAAGAUCUAGACCUCAUCAUAAUAAAUCAACAAUAACGAGGACAUCUUCUGUUUCCGACAAGCUGGAGGCUCUGAAGAACCUCAUACCCGCUCAGGAAAACGACAGAGCCGCUUCUACAACCACCGCUACUGCCACCGCAUCAUCAGCCGAUCAGUUGUUUCAAGAAACUGCCGAUUACAUUCUCCUUCUACGCACACAAGUCUCAAUUUUACAAAAACUAGUCGAUUUUUACGGCUCCUCUUUCUCCUCCCUUGUACAGCAGUAA
Lactuca virosa is the source of this 336-nucleotide messenger RNA. Lineage: Eukaryota; Viridiplantae; Streptophyta; Magnoliopsida; Asterales; Asteraceae. The record is from the annotation of a GenBank genome assembly.